Molecule: messenger RNA, 767 nt
Organism: Silurus meridionalis
Lineage: Eukaryota; Metazoa; Chordata; Actinopteri; Siluriformes; Siluridae
Product: immunoglobulin lambda-1 light chain-like
Exons: 4
Coding region: 1-705 (234 amino acids)
Source: RefSeq, a predicted model, not a curated record
AUGGAUUGCAGUGUUCAGGAGGCGUGGACUUGCGCCGAAGCCCCGCCUCCAGCGGUGCAGAAUAUUCAUGAAUGGCAGUGUGGGAAUAAGGCAGAUGACGCGGGUGGCACGAGAGCCAAUCAGCAGCCGUGUUUUGAUGACGCCAGUAGAACGAGCCGUUUCGAGUCACUGGAUGCUUGGAUUGAGCAAUAUUUGAUAUGCAGAUCGAUUCAAGCAAAUGGUUUGCCUGACAGGUUCACGUUCACCGACUCAGGCAAUCAGGAUUAUCUGAACAUCGAAGGAGUGAGAGCUGAAGAUGAAGCAGUUUAUUACUGUGCUUGUCUUAACUGUGGUGAAGCUUACGUGUUUGCUCAAGGCACCAAACUUGUGAUCUCUGCUCGUGGGUCGUCUCCCCCGUCCCUGCUCCUGCUGGCUCCCUCUGGUUCUCUGCUCUCUGAGAGUGAUGUCAGUGUGAUGUGUGUGGCUCAGGGUUUUUACCCUGAAGGUGUUACCAUGUCCUGGUCUGAGGACAGCAGCAGUGUGACGGGUGACGAGGUGCAGACGGGUCCGUAUCAGCGCCAAGCCGACGGCACGUUCUCCCAGACCAGCGUUCUGAAGCUCAGCAAGCAGCGCUGGAGCUCUGGGAGAACCUACACGUGCCGCCUGAGUCACUCUGCGCUUUCCACACCUCUGAGCCAGAGCACCAGCCUGGACCAGUGCAUGUAGAAAGAUCACCCAGUGCUGUUCCACAUGUUAUCUGCUGCAUAAAGAAAGAUUUAUAAAACACA